UUCAAAAAAAGAUUGCGAUAAUUAUUUAUGCAUUAAAUCUCUCAUUAGUUUUUUAUAUAUUAGUUGAAAGGCAUUACUGAACGUUUGCCUAAAAACAAAGUUGAAAAGUUUUUUUUUCGAAGUCAUAAAACAUUUUAUUAAUUUAAAUAACCAAAAAAUAAUCAAAUUAAUUAGCAAUUAUGAAAAUUAUAUCAAUUAUAUUAAUUUUAUGCCUCAUUCAAGUGUCACUUUGCGCUUAUCUUGACUACGGAUCAGAAUCGGCUUUAGUUGACAGUAGUAAUAACAGCGAAGACGAAGACUCAGUGGGCGAUAGACAACCGGAUAAUCCAAUGAUAACUAAACUGAAACUUCAGGCCGAUUCCGAUGCAGAUCUUGACGACGAAGAUGAGAGCAAUGGCGAUGGUUUGGUUAAUCAGGACGAUGACAACGAACCAGAUAUGCCUAAAGUGGACGCAACACAAGCACCGCCAGAACUACAGCCUCAGCCACCGGUAGCCAACCAGCCAGACAUUGCUGGUCAGCCUAGUCGUGGUUAUCCGGGAAUCAACGAACCGGCUCCACAGACACCCGAUUACAGUGCUUAUGCCAACAGAGUUUACGAGUGCCAUAGCGGUCAGUAUCAGUGCCAAAAAGUAGAGGCAUCGGCGCCCACCCGUUGCAUACCAAACGAGUGGCGUUGCAAUGGUGUCCGCGAUUGCGAAAACAACGACGACGAAAGCAGCUGUUCGGCCAGUGGCGGUACCGGACCCAGGACUGACAUCAAGUGCUCACCCGAACAGUACAAAUGCCACGGCGGCGCAUGCAUUGAACGACAAUAUGUUUGUGACGGCACCUAUCACUGCACGUAUGGAGACGACGAGGCCAACUGUCAGACACCGCAGACCUCGUUGCGCGACUAUAGCAACAGACAGGAUCGGCCGGCGUAUCCCAACUAUCCCUAUCAUAUAACCCGUCGCUAUGAGGCCACACCCGGUGCCAGUGACCAGACCACUGCUAACAGAGGAUCGGCGUCUGACACGGCUUCACGCGAUAUCUAUACGCGACCGCAACCGCAGCCACAAUCUGACCGAAAAUCAGAGGAAUACGUCCAACGAUUGGAAUGGAGAGACCGUUGUUUUAGAUCAUGUCUUAAAUAUUGAAACAAUUGAUUUAUUAUUAAUAUAUUUUUUAAAAUUUUAAAUAUUACACUCAUUUAUUUCUCAUACAUUUAUUUUAUUUGGCGACAAUUUUUUUUAAUAUAUACAAAGAGUAUAAUCCAAUAUUUCUCAUAGAUAUUAGAGCCCAGAACGAGAAGAUAAUUUUAUUAAUUGAUAAAAUGUUUCUCAAUUUAUAAACAAUUAAUUAUUUUGUGUUAUUUUUAUUUAAAAUAAACAUUUUUUAUUAUUGACUUUUUCAAGUGCAAUCAAUCACAUACACAUACAUAUAGUUUACACAUAAUAUUAUAUA
This is a messenger RNA of Oppia nitens, 1446 nucleotides long. Its product is annotated as basement membrane-specific heparan sulfate proteoglycan core protein-like. The transcript is spliced from 3 exons. Lineage: Eukaryota; Metazoa; Arthropoda; Arachnida; Sarcoptiformes; Oppiidae. Gene Ontology annotation, cellular component: plasma membrane. The record is from RefSeq and is a predicted model, not a curated record. The coding region runs from base 180 to 1139 and encodes 319 amino acids. Gene Ontology annotation, molecular function: protein binding.